AUGACAGAUAUCCUGAGUUCGCCAACAAUGAAAUCGGGUAAUGUGUUGGCACUACUUGACACUCUGUACGCAUCAGGAUUCGCUUCAGCGUCUCCAAGCGCUCCAAUGCUUGAAGGGAGGACAAUGCACACCCUCUAUGCUGUGUCGUUUAUUGUUUAUGUGUCAAACUGCAUGUGUGAUUGGUUUCAUGUUUGGGGAAUGGUGACUUCUUUCCCUUUGGAGAACUGGCUUGUUAUCUCCUUGGUGGUGACAGUUGUGGCCGGAUCAAUGUUAACCUGGUUAUUACUGGUUCUUUGCAUGGAGAACGCCUUUGCACAUCGUCUCGACGUAACACAAUAUCGCAGCGGAUUUUCUUUGAUAUGGGAAGCACUAAUUGAGUGGAUACAGGCCUUCAACAACUUCCGGGUGGCAUUCCUUGUCAUGCUUCUUCAUGAUGCUCCCAUCACGCUUCUUAAUUUCUUCUUCAUUGCACCUUUCCGUAAAAAUUAUUUCAGGCAGUAG
Haemonchus placei is the source of this 501-nucleotide messenger RNA. Lineage: Eukaryota; Metazoa; Nematoda; Chromadorea; Rhabditida; Trichostrongylidae. The record is from the annotation of a GenBank genome assembly.